Molecule: messenger RNA, 600 nt
Organism: Mesorhabditis spiculigera
Lineage: Eukaryota; Metazoa; Nematoda; Chromadorea; Rhabditida; Rhabditidae
Source: the annotation of a GenBank genome assembly
AUGGAUUCUGGACUCAGCCUGGACCUGACAUCAAACUCGCAGAAGGGCCGAAGAAGACAGACAUGCAGCGACAAGUUCAACGAUCUCAUGCUCAACAUAAGAUGCACAUUCGAACGGCUGAAUGAUCUGUGGGACGACGUGGAUAUGCCCGACGACAUGCGCAUGGCGCGCUCGUCCACAGCCUUCAACCACACCAACGAACUAUUUGAGGAGAUUAUCGAAUCCGAACAAGCAAUGGUUGUCGGCGUGAAACAAGGGAUCGACGAUGGGCAGGCAGAGAUAGAAAAACUGCGCGCAAAGCUGGAAAUGGAUGACUGGACGCCGCCCUCACACACAGAUCGCCGUGGCAUACCAAUGCUACAAGCCAUCCGAGCGGAAGUGCAAACGCUCAAAGAAGCUGUCGAGGAGCGCGUUCUGGAGCAAGAAGCCACCGUUGAGCGUGUCAAGCUUCUCUGCAGUCGGCUGGGCGAGGAAUCGGAAUUACUCGAUUCUGCCGAGGACGUGCUGUCAAAGGCCGACUUCGACUCUUUGAAGGAAAAAUCCGCGGAAAUGGAGCACCUCGUCGAAGAACGGCUGUCGCUUCUUCGCCAAAGCACAACG